AUGGGCGCUCUUGGAGGCGGUUCGCUUGUAGGGCCAACGCUGUCUGAGCCAGACGCAGUUUUCGAGGCACUCGCCAAGGACGGCCUGUCUCUGCGGCAUGUCAGCCCGGAGCUGCAGGCCAACCCCGAGGUUGUGCUCGCGGCGGUCACCCAGAACGGCCACGCCCUGGCCCUCGCGCCGGAGGCGCUGAGGGCGCGGCGGGACAUAGUGCUGAAGGCAGUGCAGUGCCACUGGGCCGCCCUCGAGCACGCCCCCCCCGAGUUCCGCGGAGACCGUGAGGUGGUCUUGGCUGCCAUAGCUUCCUCGGGCUUGGCGCUCUCGGUGGCUUCGGCGGAGCUGCAGGCGGACCGCGAGGUGGCACUCGCGGCCGUGUCGCGGAGCGGCGAGGCUCUGGCGUACGCCAGCGAGGAGCUGAGGGGGGACAAGGGCGUCGCCCUGGCGGCCGUCGAGCAGAAUCCUCACGCCCUCGCCUGCGCCACGGAGGCGAUGCGGGGAGACUACGAGGUCGUCAUGCCGGCAGUCCGCGCGGACGGCUCCGCGUUGAGGCACGUGGUUGGAGCGCCGCUCCGCGACCCCGACGUGACGAUGGAGGCUCUCAGCACCUUCCCGGAUGCUUUUGCCAUGGCCCCACCGGAGGUUCGCAACGACAAGUCUGUGGUCCAGGCCGCCGUGCAGGCGAAGGGCGCGAACCUCGCCCUGGUGCAGCUGGGCUUCCGCAGGGACGAGGCCAUCGUCAGGGCCGCCGUGAGGAGCGACGGCAUGUCGCUGCAGCACGCCUCGUGGGAGCUCCAGAACGACCGCGACAUCCUCCUCGAGGCGGUCGCCCACGCCGGUCUGGCGCUGAAGUUCACCAGCUGCGAGCUCCGCGACGACCGCGAGGUGGCGCUGGCCGCGGUCGCCAGCGCCGGCGCCGCGCUCGCAGAGGUCUCCGGGCAGCUCCGGGCCGACCGCGAGCUGGUGCUGGCCGCGGUCUCGCAGGACGGCGCGGCGCUGCUGUCGGCCCCGCCCCACCUGCGCGACGACAGGGAGGUGGUGCUCCGGGCCGUGCGGCAGGACGGCCUGGCCCUGGCGUACGCUUCGGCCAGGCUGCAGGCAGACCCGGGCGUCGCGGCGGCGGCGGUGUCUCAAACGGCGACGCGCUGGCGCACGCGUCCGCCGAGCUGCGCGCGGACCCGGACGUGGUGA
Messenger RNA from Prorocentrum cordatum, 1185 nucleotides. The record is from the annotation of a GenBank genome assembly. Lineage: Eukaryota; Dinophyceae; Prorocentrales; Prorocentraceae.